AUGCCGGCUUCUCUAUCGGAUGACCCUCUAUCUAAAGAAGAGGCUGAGGCUACUCCUGCCAAUGCAAAUCGUCUUGACCGUAUCCCUCCAGAUGGUGGUGCGAAAGCAUGGGCAUGUGUUGCCGGAUCCUUUCUCUUGCAAUUCUGUUCCUUUGGCUAUGUGAAUGCGGAACAAAGCUCAUCAGCUUUAGCCUGGAUUACAACCCUCCAGAUAUUUUUGCUCUUUUUGUUUGGCCCGGCGGUUGGGAAGUUGAUUGACGUGUAUGGAUGUCGGAAGACGCUUCCCCCUUUCAGUAUCAUGGCAGUUUUCGCCGUCUGCAUGCUUAGCCUCUGCAAGGAAUACUGGCAAGUCAUGCUGGCCCAAGGCGUUGCUUUUGGAUUUGCUGCUGCUGGAUUAUCUCUCCCCGCGAUGGCCACAGCUACACAGUGGUUCUCAACUAAAAAGGGCCUUGCCGUUGGAAUUGUCUCCGCUGGCAGCAGCCUUGGGGGGAUCAUCUACCCAUGUAUGCUUCCUCGGCUAAUUAAAGAGGUUGGCUUUCCCUCAGCCGUUCGCUGGACUGCCCUUAUGCAAGGAAUACUCCUGAUUGUUGCCAAUGUUCUCUGCUCUUCACCCUUUCCUCCUCUAAGCAAAGAACCUGCAGCCGAUAAGGAUAAAAUUGCCUCUUCUAGCAGCGGACUACAGGGUUUCAAAAGCUGGCCAUGGGCAUUUUUCAUACUGGGAUGUUUUUUCACCAUGUGGGGUCUCUUUGCCCCUCUCAACUACCUCCCUGAGAUGGCAGCAUUACACGGGUUUGGUGACUUCGCUCAAUAUACCCUAGCAAUUGCCAAUGCAGGAUCACUUAUCGGUCGAAUUGUCCCUGGAUGGGCAAGUGACAUAAUCGGACAGUUUAAUGCCAUGUGUCUUGUUACCACUCUUUCCGGUGUUUUGGUUUUAGCCUUUUGGCUUCCUCUAGAGUUUCAUACCUCAUUACCUGGUGUCAUUAUUUUCGCGUUGCUGUUUGGGUUUGUCAGUGGGGGAUUCGUCAGCUUGGGACCUCCCUGUGUUGUUUCGCUUGCAGACGAUCGAGUCGAUGAAAUUGGUGUAAAGCUUGGAGGUUUCUGUCUCGCAAUUGCUCUAGGUGCGUUAACUGGGCUUCCUAUCGAAGGUGCCAUAAAGGAUAGAGAAGGGGACAAGUUCAUCGGCUUGAUGUGCUUUGCGGGUGCAACCAUGUUCCUGGGUGGAUUUUGCACUGGAAUUGCUCGAGUAAUAAAGGGAGGAUCACGGUUGAUCAAAAAGGUUUAA
Molecule: messenger RNA, 1281 nt
Organism: Trichophyton benhamiae CBS 112371
Lineage: Eukaryota; Fungi; Ascomycota; Eurotiomycetes; Onygenales; Arthrodermataceae
Exons: 2
Coding region: 1-1281 (426 amino acids)
Biological process (GO): transmembrane transport
Cellular component (GO): fungal-type vacuole membrane
Molecular function (GO): transmembrane transporter activity
Source: RefSeq, a predicted model, not a curated record